Messenger RNA from Fundulus heteroclitus (mummichog), 3453 nucleotides. RefSeq names its product divergent protein kinase domain 1Aa (gene dipk1aa). NCBI's taxonomy places the organism in Eukaryota, Metazoa, Chordata, Actinopteri, Cyprinodontiformes, Fundulidae. The record is from RefSeq and is a predicted model, not a curated record. The transcript has 6 exons. Bases 549 to 1835 code for a protein of 428 amino acids.
GACGAACUGGCCGGGGAGAAACGCCCACUUUUAUGAGGGAAACGCCCACCACCUGUGUUCAUAGUUCGUAACAGCUAGGCUUUUAUUGUGAAAGAUUCAGCGGAAAUGGUGUAUUUUGAGCUUGAGAACUUGAUCUUGUUUCAUAGUUUCAUUCAACUACCGAUGGAAAAUAAUAACGUGUGGUGUCUCUGAAUGAGGUUAGGAACCAGCGGGAGCUAUUUUCCCGAUACAUCGAUUACAUGUUUUGACUGAAAACUUGAAGCGCGUUUGAUUGGUUGACUAACAGGUUGCGCCUGCGCUCUGAGCAUGCGGGGUUUUUUUUUUUCUGCUUCAGAUAUGCACCCUUUUCUUGAAAAUCAGCAGCAGCUGUGUUCCAGAGCGGCAGGGACUGUGGGUUAUGGUUGUGAUUCAGAGCAGACGAACAGGCUGUCCCGGGUGGAAUCAGACAGCUCGCUGUCAUUUCUUCACGCCUUUCCUGGCUGGAUGAGGAAACCGCUCUCCUGGUCGCCUACAGACAGCUCCACCUACUGAGAUGGUCUGUUUCAGAGAUGGCGAAGGGUCUUUUUCCACGAGCCUGGGUGAAAAAGUCGUUCUACUUCCAGGCUCGGAUCUCCUUUGUACGGGUGAAGUACCUCUUCCUUACGUGGCUCACGGUGCUGGUCGGCAGCUGGGUUCUCUAUGUGCAAUACUCAGCUUACACAGAGCUGUGCAGAGGACAUGAAUGCAAGAACGCCAUAUGUGACAAGUACAGGAGGGGUAUCAUCGAUGGCUCCGCCUGCAGCAGUCUAUGUGAGAAAGAAACUCUGUACAUGGGCAGGUGUCUGUCCACGCUACCAAACAACCAGGUGUACACAGGAGGAUGGGGGGACCACAGUGGGAUCAUCCGCUGCAAACUGGGGGAGGUGGUUCCCUAUGAGCUGGGGGAGGAACCGGAGCCACGAAGAGAAACCCCAGUGUUUGACAAGCCUAACAGAGGCACGUCUGUGCAGAAGUUCAAAGAGAUGCUCUUCAAUCACCUUAAGUCCAAGCUUGGAGAACACGCAAACCUUCCCAGUCUUGUUGGUCAGAUACUCUCUGUCGCCGAUGGGAACCGGGACGGACGGGUGUCUCUGCAAGAGGCUCGUUCAACAUGGGCCCUUCUUCAAAUGGAUGAGGUGCUGUUGGGCCUGCUGCUCCAGGACCGCGGACAUACUCCACGUCUCCUUGGCUACUGCGGAGACCUCUACAUGACUGAGUGGAUCCCCAACUCACCCCUGUAUGGGUUCUCAUUGCCCUGGCCUCUUGUUUCCUGGGUGCCAGGGGGGUUGCAGCGCACCAUGGACCAGUGGUUCACUCCUUCCUGGCCUCGCAAAGCUAAAAUCUCCAUGGGCCUGCUGGAGCUUGUGGAAGACAUCUUCCACGGCACCUAUGGGAGCUUUCUGAUCUGCGACCUUGCAGCAGUGCACUUCAGUUACACCGACCGCCAUGAGCUCCGUCUGACCAACACACAAGUGGUGGUUCCUGAAGAGGAGUUCAGGCGCACCAUGAGAGUCCUGAAGUGUGAAACGGAUGCUGACUGUGUGUACGGAGUGGACUGCCGGACGUCCUGUGACCUAUCUGAGAAGAGGUGCAGGGAGGAGCCUGUUCAGCCAAACCUGGCAAAAGCAUGCAGCGUGUUGAAGGACUACAUCCUGCGCGGGGUGCCUUCAGAAAUGAGGGAGGAGCUGGAGAGGCAACUGUAUGCCUGCAUGGCUCUCAGAGGGAACGCUGGACAGAUGAACAUGGAACACUCGCUCAUCCUCAACAACCUGAAAGCUCUGCUUUGGAAACGGAUCUCGCACACCAAGGACUCAUGAUGUGGGGUGGCAGCAGAUGUUCUAAAACCAUGCUCAUCAGCUCUCCCAGUGGAAAUGAGUGGAAACAAUGCUGUGAUUUAGGAGUAGGAUUUGAUGAAGUGAUAUCUAUCACCCUCUUAUGAAUAGGGAUGCACUGAUUAGAGCUUUGGAGCCAAUUUGCAAUCUCCAAUUUUUUUUUUCAAUUUUUUUUUUAAAGAGUUACCAGUUUUUAUUAUUUGAUUAUGGGAUGAUAUUAGGACACUAAUCUAAUAUUGUUUUCCAGGCUUCCUGCUGAAUGGUCAUAUUUUAAAGGAGCUGAGGUGACAGCAAGCAGCUGUAUGAAAGCAGGAACUAGCUGUAAACCAACUUUUAACUAUUGUUUUAUAACAAAGAAAAAAUAUUGGACAUUUUCAGCACAGUUGGCAUUUAAAAAAAACCAUUAAGAUUUCCAAAUCCAGAAUUCUCCACUACAGAUAGGUCAAAACAAACAGAGCACUUUUACUACAAUGCGUUUAGCCUUCCUGUUAUCUGCAGAAAGUCUCACUCUUUCCUUUACCUUCCUGCUGUUUGGAUGAAUCACAAACAUGUCUCUGCCUGUUGUAGAAACAGUUUCCUUUUAAAUAGCUUCUUAAAUCUCUGUUUAUCUUCUCACUUCAUUUGAAACACCUUACUGAUAACAAACAUGGCUCACUUUGAGUCUUCUUCACUGAAUAGCAGCAUCCAAACUGAAUAAUGUUACCAGUGUAACCUGGGAACACCUAUUGGGUUAGAUUAACUGCAUGGAAAAAGUUUGGAUCCUUAGUUUUCUAACCAGUGAGAGCUGGUUAAGGAAAACAAAUCAACCAGUUCUCUGUGCAUCUCUAUUUAUAAAUGAUAAAUCCACUUGACCUACCUCCUCUCUUACUAUUGUAAAAAUCAAACUCAGUGAUUGCGUUUUCUCGUUAGGCAAAUGUAAAACAAGCCUCAGAACCUUAUUGUGAUGUAUUGUUUUUCACCACAGUGGAAUGUUAUUAUGGAGACAAAGACAAUGGCCUGAUGUUUGAAGAGCUUUGGUGAUUAAGUCACUGGUUCUGCCAUAAUCAUCCUACAGCUGAGCUGUAUUACCCUCAGUUUAGGAGGAAGUAUUAGAAAAUCAAAGAGUGGAAUUUUAAAAAGGAUGGAUGCCACAAAUAUUUUCCACAGGGGACCACUACUAGCACGGCACUGCUUUAUUUUUUUCAAUCACACUUAGAAAACACAUCCAUACUAAAGAAAAACUUGCCCUUUGAAAAAAAAACUUAGGUUUUAUAUAUCACUAAACAGAAUUUUUUUCCAGGGUUACAAACCAGGAUUGUUUCCUAAACACGUUUUGCACAUGUAGCGUGACCGUUCCUAAACCCUGGUUCUUCACGUUGAGAAUCAUAAGCUCACUCAGCGACGUGAAGAAAAACUACAGAAAGAGGCAACAUGACACUGAUGUUGAGCUGCGACAGUAAACUGUGUUACAGCUGCUUAGCUUAGCCUCAUGCACGGUUCUUUCUUACUGUUCUUUUAGUGGGGCUCCACUGUCACAUUUUUUUCUUUCAGUUUAUAAUGAACUUAAACUUUUAAUAAUAGAUGUGUGUUUAAAAACUCUCUCUCUCUCUCUCUCUCUCUCUCU